GUGUAUGCAGCAAAGAGAGGGGUUUCUGGAAACUAGUGCAGCAGUAGUUACACUUGUUAAACUGUUUUAACCAGUGCAGUUUAAUCAUGGCCAAAAGUGACAGCAGCGCGUAUUUCAGGAGAUCGAGUCUGUUCUGGAUAGUAACUGUGACUCUUUCUCUGGGAUUUUACACGUGGACCGUGUUUUGGCCGCAGGAUGUCCCAUACGGCAGUCUCGGUCCUCUCGGAGCUCUGGCCAAACAUUUAGUUGAUGAUCAUUAUUCUGUCAUGUACUAUGGAUGGUGGCUGACUUGGGUCAUUCAUGUGUUUGAGGCUCUUUAUGCGCUAAAGGUUUGCAGUGAUAAAGGCAUCGACGGCACGUCAACACGUUUGAUGUGGUUCGGUCAGACCUUCUUGUUUGGGUUCGCAUCUCUGAGUCUUCUGAUCAAGUACAAGCCUGACGCUCGAUCCAAACAGCAGUGACAGAACCUCAUAUUCCAGAAGAACAUUUGCUGAUAGAUCUCCAUGAAGAAUGACGACCGAGAACACAGCAGCUGUACAGUAGAGGUUAAAUAUGAUUAAUAACCGCCUCAACUUACCACAUCCAUCUGUGGCCUUGUGAGUCUCCACGAGUCUAAAUGAGUUUUCUGCGGCCACGCUAAUCCGGUUUGACUCUACAUUUGUACCGGAACGGACUUUUCCUCCACCGAAAACGAAGACUUUUGAAAACGCUCUCAUAACAGCACUUCCAUGAUCAUUCAUGUUGCCUGUUUUAUGUUUCUGUCUCAAGACACAAUGUGAAACGAAUCAAAACGAGCUCUCCAGAUGAGAACAAUGGCCAUUUAUUUAGUUUUAUUUGGAGUAAAAGUUUUUGGCGUAACUCAAAGUAAAGAUAUCACUAAUCUCGCACCAUCGCCUCAUGUCAUCUAUACACUCGGAUGAGGCACCUUAAAUAACCAAACGGUCAUCUGGAUUCUUUGAAGUAGAGCUAUAUGUUUUUGGACCGUCUCUACAAAUGUUAUACUUUACCCGCUACGAUUAUACGCCGAUGCAGCGAAAACGCUUUAGACCGGAAACUGAAAACAGGGGAACAUUGAUGUUGGGAAAGGUUUCAGACUUUAGAUUAGUGUUGACGUGGACCAUGUAGCACAUUGUCUUUGAUUCUGAACUCAAACACUAAAAAUCUACAAUAUUUACAUUUCAGUCAUUAUAUUUCAUUUCCAGAUUGUUUUAUUUUAUAUUAUUAAAAUGUAAACAUGUGAUGAUGAAGGGUUUGAAACAUUGAUUCUUUUAAAACCAAUAAAGCUGUGAGUGAUUUGAA
Messenger RNA from Xyrauchen texanus (razorback sucker), 1299 nucleotides. RefSeq names its product transmembrane protein 254 (gene tmem254). The transcript is spliced from 4 exons. The coding region runs from base 87 to 461 and encodes 124 amino acids. The record is from RefSeq and is a predicted model, not a curated record. NCBI's taxonomy places the organism in Eukaryota, Metazoa, Chordata, Actinopteri, Cypriniformes, Catostomidae.